Molecule: messenger RNA, 4994 nt
Organism: Astyanax mexicanus (Mexican tetra)
Lineage: Eukaryota; Metazoa; Chordata; Actinopteri; Characiformes; Acestrorhamphidae
Gene: adipor1b
Product: adiponectin receptor 1b
Exons: 8
Coding region: 435-1571 (378 amino acids)
Biological process (GO): adiponectin-activated signaling pathway
Cellular component (GO): plasma membrane
Molecular function (GO): signaling receptor activity
Source: RefSeq, a predicted model, not a curated record
AACCUGUGCAACUGGAUUCUCGGAUCGGAGCCUCUGACUGGAGCUGUAUCUGUAGUAGAGUAGAUAGCCACGUUAGCUAGCUAAAUAACAGCUUACAAGCUGAAUAUCACAGUUUUGAGAAAGAUAGUAAGAUAGAUAGAUAGCUGAACUUAUUGGUAAGCCUUAGAUUCGGCUGAAAGAAGCAUUUUAAACAUACAUUUUAUUGUUUUUACUUCUGAAAUCGACAUAGAGCAGCUCCACUUCCUCAACACUGCGCAGAGAGGCAAGCUAAGGACAGGUAGCUUAGCUUAUGCUCAAGUUUACGGCUUUAUUUCGCAGGAAUUGCCGCUAAAACCUGGUUCGUCCAGCUGUCAAACACCUUAAACAGGAGUUCAGGACUUUGACUGUGAUCUGAGGGGCAAGGCGGGGCCUGUGGGGAGCUGUAGGUUCUCCCCAUGACAUCGCGGCAUCAUGCCAACAGCGGCUCCACCAGCGAUGCCGAGUGGCGGGUUUCUGAGGAGGACGAGGGGGACGUGGAGCUCGCUGAGCUGGGGCCGUUGCUGACCGCUCCUGAGUCUGAACCCAGGGGUGCAAGAGCAUUCCCAGAUACAGAUGGUGAUGAUGACAGUGAUGAUAAUGGAGAGAACUGUGGCCUGCGGGUCGUCACACUGCCCCUGCAGGCUCACCAUGCCAUGGAGAAGAUGGAGGAGUUUGUGCACAAGGUGUGGGAGGGGCGUUGGCGAGUGAUCCCGUACCAGCUGCUUCCUGAUUGGCUGAAAGAUAACGACUAUCUGCUUCACGGCCACCGGCCGCCCAUGCCAUCAUUCAGAGCCUGCUUCGGGAGCAUCUUCAGGAUCCACACUGAAACAGGGAACAUCUGGUCACAUAUGCUUGGUCUGAUUUUGUUCCUGUUUCUGGGCACCCUGACCAUGCUGCGGCCCAACGUGUCCUUCAUGGCUCCUCUGCAGGAGAAGGUGGUGUUUGGGAUGUUUUUCCUGGGUGCGGUGCUCUGUCUCUGCUUCUCCUGGCUCUUCCACACAGUCUACUGCCACUCGGAGAAAGUCUCCAGAACGUUCUCAAAGUUGGAUUACUCUGGAAUAGCGUUGCUGAUAAUGGGCUCGUUUGUUCCGUGGCUCUAUUACUCCUUCUACUGUUCCCCACAACCACGGCUCAUCUACCUCUCUGUGGUGUGUGUGUUGGGCAUCUCUGCCAUUAUUGUGGCACAGUGGGACCGUUUCGCCACGCCGCGCCACCGGCCUACACGUGCAGGUGUGUUUCUUGGCCUGGGGCUGAGCGGCGUCAUUCCCACAAUGCACUUCACCAUCGCUGAGGGCUUUGUGAAGGCCACCACAGUGGGCCAGAUGGGCUGGUUCAUCCUGAUGGGCGCCAUGUACAUAACUGGAGCUGGACUCUACGCUGCACGCAUCCCUGAACGCUUCUUCCCUGGCAAAUGUGACAUCUGGUUUCAAUCCCAUCAGAUAUUCCAUGUACUGGUUGUGGCUGCAGCAUUCAUCCACUUCUACGGCAUCUCCAACCUGCAGGAGUUCCGCUACGGUCUGGGAGGCGGCUGCACCGACAAUUCCCUGCUCUAAAACAACUCCGUUCCCCUGUCUCCUCGAUCCAGCUGUGGCUCCCUGAAUCAGCCACAGCUGGGAAAGAGCCAUCGACCACCAGACCAGCCGCCGACCACACACUGAACCAUGAUCAAAUAUUAAUUCUUUUAAAUUAUUCUAGUGAAUAAGUUAUAAAGUUUGUAAAGUGAUUUACAGAGUAUUUAAGCCCUUUCACACUUUUUCACGCAUUUUUUUUUGGUCAGACGCGAAUAACAAAACUCCACAGCUCUUGAUAAAUGUCCACGAUUUCUGUUUCUCUGCUCCUUGUCCACUUUUGCAUAAUUAACUCCUCCACACAAGUGCUCAUUAACGAGGGGAGCAUUUAGUAAAGUUCUCUUCUUUUGUAGACUUAAAAAUACUUUUUAAACUUUAAAUUACUCCUCCUGUAAUGUGUGUAAAUUGUCUGUAAAGAUCUCGCCAUCAUUCCCCAGCCUUUCAUCUUCAAACCACCACAUCGAUCGAGUAUAAGAUUCUAUUUUUUUCUGAUUUUGAUUUGAUUUAUUUAGUGCUCAGCAUCACAGUCAGUCAAUUUCUGACACCAUAAUUAUCUGUGUAUUCAUUUUAAAAACUUGUCAUUUACCUGUAAAAAUUAGACUGUGUGUGAAAGGGCCUUUACAGAACAUAAUUACUUGAAAAUUGUGAUUUAUAAAAAUCUCAGAACUCUUGUAUAAAAUGGACUUGGGUUGUAGUGAAACAUGAUGACGAGUACAAACUUUUGUUGAAUAGCCCUCCUCCGUCCACCACCAGUAUUUAAAAUACAGCGCUUUUAGCCAAUUCUCCCAAAGGGCUUACAAUGCUAAUGACAGGGGCAUAGAGUAACCCAUACAAAAAAAUGGUCAUUUUUACACUAUUAACAAGCUGAAAGUAGCUCCACAUUUCAUUGCUAGAAUUCUGAGGAUCCUGAUAUUUAAAACGAGGCACUGAGAGAUUUAAAAGUGCAAAGAUAGUUUAUUAAAAACACUGUUUAUACAAACAGUACCUCAAUAAGUCGACUUAUGAGAUGAAGCGAAUGGAUAGGACAGAUGAACAGAUAAAUUGAGGUAAAUUGAGGGCUUUUAGUGUAGUUAUGCUUCUUCAUGGAACAUAGAAGACUCAGACGCUCCUAGACUUAAAAAUACUUUUUAAAUGUAAAAUGACUACUCCAUAAAGUGUCUGUCAAAAUUUCUCGUCAUAAUUCCCCAGCCUUUCGGCUCCAAACCGCCACAUACUUACACAUACUUACUUCUGAUUCUGAUAUUUUUUUAUUUAGUGCUCACCAUCACAGUCAGUCAGUUUCAGUCAUUUUAAAAACUUGACAUUUACUUGUAAAAAUCAAACUGUGUGUGAAUGAGGCUUUACAGAACAUGAUUACUUAAAAAUUGUGAUUUAUAAAAAAUGUCAGAGCUCAGUUAAAUAAGAAAUCUUGUAUAAAAUGGAUUUGGGCUGUAGUGAAACAUGAUGACAAGUAUGAUCUUUUGUCGAAUAGCCCAUCUCUAUUUACCCCCAGUAUUUCAAAAUACAGCGCUUUUAGCCGAUGCUCCCAACAGGCUAAUCCUGCGUUCACACUGGAAAGCGACAAAGCAACAGGUGCCUGUUCAUUCCUAUGAUAGGGUGCGAUUUCUUGCUGCGACACGUGAGAAGCAGCAGAGUGUCGAGCAAAACACAAGCGACAAUUUCCUCAACUUUGAAGCGACAUUCUAACCCGACUGGUUUUUAGCAUUUCUUUGGAACUUUUGGUUCCUUUCGCAUUUCUGCAGAAUAAAGUGGCCAAGCGAUUCCUCAUAUUUAUACCAUAUUUUCCCUCCAAAAUGUAUAUUUUUAAGUGCGACUAAAAAUGACUGGAUGGUUAGUGUUAGGUCUGUCACAAUAAUUACAUUAUCGAUUUAUCGUACAUUAAAUAGACAUUACCUUAAUAAUAUUUGAUAAUUGUGAUAUCGUCUAUUGUGCUAAUUUGUAUGCUUGUUUACAUAUAUAAAACUGUGAACAGAAUUUUAGUCAAUACUGCUUCAAAAACUGACCAAUGUUUUAAUAACUGUGACUUCACCCACACAGUGUGAACUGCAGUAAGAGAAGAAAUAAGUAUUAUUCCCAAACUAUGAUUAAUUUAAAUUUUGUUGUCUUUAAAAGGGUAUGAUUGCUUUUUUCAUUCCAUUCUGUUAUAUUUAUAUCAGUGGCAUUUAAUGGUCUUAAAAUGACAAAUAUCGUGUAUCACAAUAAUUUCUGGGACGAUAUAUUGUGCACAAAAAAAUGUUAUCGUGACAGGCCUGGUAAAUGUUAAAUAUAAAAAAAACAUUUAGCAUGUUUUAUUAAAAUCAAUUUAUUUGUAACCAUUUCAGUGAUCUAACAUUAGUUACCAAAUACAUAUUUAAUUCAAACACGCAUUUAAUAAAUAAUAUUUUUUGUAGGGCCAAUACAAAGCAGUUGUAAGCAAUGCAAUUUUUCUUUUUCUUUUUUUUUUUUUUUGGAAGCUGGACCAUGAUACAUGCAUGCACUGAGAUUUAACACCCAAGGACAAACGCCUGCAAGGACAAACACGGGAUGCGUUCUAGUGUAAAUGCAAAGUUACAGUGCUAGUGAUAGGGGCAUAGCGUUACUCAUGCAAAUGCAAGAAAUGGCUUUUUUGUUUUUAUAGCAUUAACAAACUCAAAGUAGCUUCACACUUCAUUGGUAGAAAUCUGAGGGCCCUGAUAUUUAAAACGAGGCACUGAGAGCUUUAAGAGUGCACAGAUAUUUGUUUAAAACACUGUUUAUACACACAGUACCUUCAUUUAGUUUAUUAAAACAAUUUUUGUACACUUUUUCUCGAUCCAACGAAUAAGUAGGAUAGGGGAACAGAUUGAAAAAAUAUAUAUUUUUGCGGAAAUGCAUGCAUGAAUUCCAGCAAUUGCUAAAAAUAUAUCUAUAUCAUAUUAAUGGAUUUCCACGGAAAUUAGUUUUCCAAUCCUGUUCCCCUAUCCUUCCUAUUCAAUGGUUAACUCUAUGCCCUUAUCACUGGUACUGUAAGCAUGUUGGGAGCAUCAGCUAAAGCGCUGUAUUUCUGAAUGCAGGGGAAAAAUGGAGAUGGGCUAUUCAACAAAAGUUCAUACUCAUUUUUAUGUUUCACUACAACCCAAGUCCAUUUCACACCAGAUUUCUCCUUUUAAAUGUUUGUGCACGGUUCAGAACGUCCAUCGUAACAGACUCAGAUUCAUCUCAGAGUCAUCCUGCACUGAGAGCUGAACAGCACUACCUCUCUCCUCCUCUACGCCGCCGGGUGAUCACUCUCCGUGUCCUGGAGUGAUACCUACAGGUUCUGGACUCUACGGACGUUUAUGUCCCACUUCUUAGAUGUUAAAGGGAAUAGGAAUAAGAUGUGAAUGUCUUUAUCUGCUGUAAAUGUUUUCUUGUGACCAAUACACUUUGUGAACUGAAAUUUCUUAUAUA